Toxorhynchites rutilus septentrionalis is the source of this 1815-nucleotide messenger RNA. RefSeq names its product solute carrier family 17 member 9 (gene MFS18). Gene Ontology annotation, molecular function: transmembrane transporter activity. Gene Ontology annotation, biological process: transmembrane transport. NCBI's taxonomy places the organism in Eukaryota, Metazoa, Arthropoda, Insecta, Diptera, Culicidae. The transcript has 4 exons. The coding region runs from base 240 to 1568 and encodes 442 amino acids. The record is from RefSeq and is a predicted model, not a curated record.
CUUUGUUUUCAGUAUUUUCAGUAGUCACUGACAGCCAAAUAACUCAAGCAUCACGGCAAACAGCUAAGAGGAAAACCAAAACAUUCACCGUGGCUGUGGUUGUCUGGUUGGCGUUUAUUUAUUAUAAUCAAGAUAUUACAUAGUGAAAACCCUCGUCGAAGUUUGGAAGGAAAUUUUAAUUUUCAACAAUGACGCUGUAGAAUUGCUGAUCACACGGAGAGGAACAACAGACGAAAAAAAUGGUCAAACCUACCCCAAUGGAGGAGAAGCUGAAGUAUUCGCUGCUGCGUGAUUUGAAUGAUAGCCAAAGUAUAUGGAACAGGAGCGAAAAACGCACUUGGUUCCUGACUCUACUGGCUGGAACAUGCAUGCUUUACUCAACACGUACGACAAUGCCCCUUCUCGUUCCGGCAGUGGCAUCGGAGCGUAAGUGGAGCAAAACAGACUCUGGGACCGUGUUGAGCUCCUUCUUUUGGGGCUACACGCUCACACAGGUUCUCGGAGGGUAUCUUAGUGAUAAGUUUGGCGGUCAGAAGGUUAUCCUGUUGGCUGCGAUCGGCUGGUCGCUGAUCACUUUUUGGAUGCCAAAUAUAAUCACAUCAGCGUCUUAUCUAUCCAGCUAUUCAAUUCCGUUCAUCGUCGCGGUGCGGAUUGUCAAUGGGGCCUGCCAGGGGGUACACUUCCCAAGCAUGAUCAGCAUCACUAGUCAGAAUCUGAGUGCGAGCGAACGCACAAGCUUUUUUAGCAUUCUCACGUCCGGGUCGGCACUCGGUACCUUACUCACCGGUAUCCUAGGAUCCUUCAUCCUGGACUAUUUCGGAUGGCCAACCGUUUUUCGAGUGAUCGGAUUUCUUGGAUUGUCGUGGACCUUGCUACUACGUUACUAUACCAUGUCUUCCGAUCGCAAUCGGAUUAUCAAUAUUUCACAACCAAGCAGAAUCUGUUCGAAGCUUGGCUCAUCGGAAGCCGUACCCUGGCUUAGGCUGUUCGGAAGAGCUUCUUUCUGGGCAUGUGUCCUAGCGCAUGCUUGCGAGAUGAAUUGUUUCUUCGUUCUUCUGUCGUGGUUGCCCACGUAUUUCCACGAAAAUUUCCCUCAUGCAAAGGGCUGGGUGGUGAAUAUGAUUCCCUGGCUGGCGCUACCGCCGGUAACCUUCCUCGGCAAGAUGCUGACGGAGAAGCUUACCGCAAAACAGUGGUCUCUUACGCGAAUAAGAAAAUUCGUGCAAAGCAUUUGUUUCCUUGGGCAGAACAUAGCUUUAUUCACGAUGUGUCACUCGGGGGAAUUUAACACUGCCCUCACCUGCAUGUCAAUCAUUAUAGGUCUCUCUGGAUUCCACAACAACGCCGUCACGGUGAACCCCCAGGACCUGGCACCGAGUCACUCGGGCAGCGUGUUCGGGUUGAUGAACACCGUUGGCGCUAUUCCCGGGUUUUUGGGAGUUUACCUGGCAGGUCACAUACUGGAGCUCACCCAGAGCUGGUCGGCGGUGUUCAGUACGGCCGCGGCCAUCAACACCUUUGGCUGGAUUGUGUUUACAAUCUUCGGUGCAACCGAGGCAAUCGUUUGAGGAGCCGGAAACAAAGCGUGUGCAUUGUGGACUCAUUAAAAGUUUCCGUCAAAGCAGGCAAAAUUCAAACUUAGCGAAUUUUUGAUUUUACUAAGAAUUGAUUGUAAUCUGUGACUCAUCCCUAGCUGGUGAAAAUGUACCAAACUGUCGUCGUCGAGAGGCGAAGCAAAGCGAAAUGUUUAUGAAACCACUAAUCUGUGGUUGAAGACUUUUUUCCAUCCAAAAUAAAGCGGACGUAAAGCUGAAA